Caenorhabditis elegans is the source of this 2256-nucleotide messenger RNA. RefSeq lists its product as uncharacterized. The record is from RefSeq and is marked reviewed. Bases 69 to 2207 code for a protein of 712 amino acids. NCBI's taxonomy places the organism in Eukaryota, Metazoa, Nematoda, Chromadorea, Rhabditida, Rhabditidae. The transcript is spliced from 4 exons.
UUUAUUUCGAACAUUUGAACUUCAAAAAACCGAUAACUCAUCGAUUUUUCAACACAAUCGGCGUCAAAAUGAAAGUUCUUGUAGUUUUCCUUAUCGCUCUAACAAUUCAAAUUUCAAGUCAUCCCGCCAAUUUCACAUUUGUACCGGAUGUAUUGCUCUCUCCACCAGCACCGUACUUCCCAUCAAAAUACAUCGACCGUAUCUCGACAGUUGCUCAACUUCCAAAAGGAAUUCAAUUUCAAGCUGGAUUAAUGAAUGAGACUAUUGCAAUUGAUGGAAUUUUGAAUAGCUAUAGAAAUUCUGAUAUUUCCAAUUUCAAAUCUGAAAAUAUUCUCAAAUUGAUUGAUGAUCUGAAGGCUACAUCAAUGGGAUCUGAGCAAGAAGUAUUGAAAGUGGAGAGCCAACUAAUCAAGUAUAAUACGUUCAUUGAUGAAUUGAAAUUUGAUGGAAAUACUUUGGAACUACAUGGAAAAUAUAAGUUUUUUGACACUCUUCGUGACUUAGCUAUAGAUGUCAAGGAUUCCACUGACAAUGGGCAUCGUUUCAUAGUCGACAUGCUUGAAUACAUCGGCGAAAUGCUGCAGUGGCUUGAAGAGGGCUUGAAUGUGCCGUUCAAUAUUACCGAGCGUACAAUGAGUCCUCAAUUUUUGUUGGAAAAAUUAGGUAGUAUAAUGCUCAAAGUCUCGAGCGUACGACAUGUUGAAUACCUUGAAGGAAUGAACAAAUCAAUAGAAUCGACGUUUAAGCCACUACGAGAAAUGUUCAAGUUGAUGAAUGAUCGAAAUGAGAUUCAUAUGUUAGAAACAGAUGAGAAAGGAGAUAUUUUGAGCAGUAGCAUCUUACAAAUGGUCAAGCUUUCGAAGAAGAGAAACGAUUCUGAGGAAGACGUCCAAAGAGUGACAAAGCUCAAAAAUGAUGCACAAAGAGAAUUUCCACGAGUCGAUUCUAAACGGCUCGGAGAUCCUUGGCUGGGAAGAAUUCUGAGAGCUAACAGAACAUUGUUGAACCAACUGGCAGAUAGCUUUAAGCCUCUACAAAUUGCCCAUAAAAUGCUUGAAAAGUUUGAUGAGGAGUUGGCAGCUAUCUCUGGAAACUCUCUGAUUUCUGAUGGGUUUGAACACUUGAAGAAUCUACUUUCAUCAGUUCCACUUGACAUUGAAAACUCUGCAGAUGUACUGAAGAAGCUUGAAGCAUGCUAUCGUUUGCAUCCGGCUGUGUCUCCCGAUAAAGUUUAUGUCGAAUUUUUGCGUAACGUUACCUUGUUUUCGAAUUACCUGGAUAAUGUUAUCGAUCGUUUCACAUUUGAGAAAAAGUUUAACAAAUUCCUGGACUCUAACUCUCUCCAACUAUUAAAAAACAAUCAAAGUUUUGUUAAUGAAACACUGAAACGUUUUCUAGAAACUAAAAGUGUCCCGAAAUUCCUGAUCACAGUAAAUGAACUCAGAGACCGCAUCAAAGCAAUCGACUAUAAAGAGAUUUUCAUUUUUCAAAAUUUGAGUAAAGCUAUUGAAGAAAAACUGAAAAGCCAAGAAUUCAAGGACAAGAUAUCUUCCGAAUUGGAAGUUCACAAUUGCUUGAAAAAGUUGAAAAACAACUCGGAAGCUGUUAUCCGUAUGGUUCCAUUGAUUCAAGCGUUUAUGAGAGCAGAUUUGCAAAAUGUUCAACAGAUUGCUCCAUUGGUAUCCAAAUUUUCACACGAACUCUCUACAGUGAAAACAAUUCCAGAGAAAAUGAGAGAAGUUGCGAGUCCGGUGACAUUGAGAAUGAAUGAGAUGUCGCAGAUGUUGAAUCAAACCGAUGAAAUUGGCAUAUCUCAGAGUGUAGUUCAAAGUGUCUAUAGUCUAGUGGACUUGGAGCCACUGAUUAGUCAGGUCAAGGGACAUGAAGAUAUUUCUUCCUUAGAGACAGCAAUAAGUCAAGCAAAAGCUUAUAUUUCAAGAAUUGAUGUGUGGAGAGCUAAAUCAUUGAAAGGAUACACUAAUCCGCUCAAGAACUUGACAGCCGAAAUUCCGGACAUUGAUAUUAUCCCAAUUGAAAAGGCCCUCAGAGCCAUGGAUCCGGCGAGCCCUUUUCUUGAGAAGAUUGCAGCGUUGGAUUUUAUUUUAUCAAAGCACAAUACAAUUUUGCAAUGGGCCCCAUUCAAAUUUGGAGUUCUUCAGGAAUUUCUAGAGAUCGUUCUUCUUCUGAAACGAGAUGCAUUUGAAUAGAACUAUUGAUUUUUUUUUUGCCAAAAAUCAAUAAAUUUUUUAUCUCGUU